UCCCGGGGCCGCCAUGGGUAACCUCUGCCUGAGGCUCCGGCCCUGCCUGGGUCGUUGUCCCCACUGCUGGUCGUCCGAGGAGGCGGACAAGCCCGGGGUGAUUGAGAACCCAUGGGCUGACAGCCCUCGUGAGCCUCCCCGGCCGCCGGCUCCAGAGCCGGAGAGAAGCCAGGGCCAGUUCUUUGUGGCUCUGUUUGAUUACCAGGCUCGGACGGCUGAGGACCUGAGCUUCCACGCGGGUGACAAGCUCCAAGUCCUGGACAAGUCCCACGAGGGCUGGUGGCUGGCCAGGCACUUGGAGAAAAGGGCCGACUGCUCCGGCCAGCAGCUGCAGGGCUACAUUCCUUCUAACUACGUGGCUGAAGACAGGAGCCUCCAGGCAGAGCCGUGGUUCUUUGGAGCAAUCAAGAGAACAGAUGCUGAAAAACAACUAUUAUAUUCAGAAAAUCAGACAGGAGCUUUUCUAAUCAGAGAAAGUGAAAGUCAGAAAGGCGAUUUCGCCCUUUCAGUUUUAGAUGAAGGGGUUGUGAAACACUACAGAAUCAGACGACUGGAUGAAGGGGGCUUUUUCCUCACCCGGAGAAGAACCUUUUCAACACUGAAUGAAUUCGUGAGUCACUACACCAAGACAAGUGAUGGCCUGUGUGUCAAGCUGGGAAAACCAUGCUUAAAGAUACAAGUCCCAGCUCCCUUUGAUUUGUCAUAUAAAACUGUGGACCAGUGGGAGAUUGACCGCAGCUCCAUACAACUUUUGAAGCGAUUAGGAUCCGGUCAGUUCGGUGAAGUGUGGGAAGGCCUGUGGAACAAUACCACUCCAGUAGCAGUGAAAACAUUAAAGCCAGGUUCAAUGGAUCCAAAUGACUUCCUGAGGGAAGCACAGAUAAUGAAGAACCUAAGACAUCCAAAGCUUAUCCAGCUUUAUGCUGUUUGCACUUUAGAAGAUCCAAUUUAUAUUAUUACAGAGUUGAUGAGACAUGGAAGUCUGCAAGAAUAUCUCCAAAAUGAUGCUGGAUCAAAAAUCCAUCUGACGCAGCAGGUAGACAUGGCAGCCCAGGUUGCCUCUGGAAUGGCCUAUUUGGAAUCCCAGAACUAUAUCCAUAGAGAUUUGGCUGCCAGAAAUGUCCUUGUUGGGGAACAUAAUAUCUACAAAGUGGCAGAUUUUGGACUGGCACGAGUUUUUAAGGUAGAGAAUGAAGACAUCUAUGAAGCUAAACACGAAAUAAAGCUGCCGGUGAAGUGGACUGCGCCUGAAGCCAUUCGUACUAAUAAAUUCAGCAUUAAGUCUGAUGUGUGGUCAUUUGGAAUCCUUCUUUAUGAAAUCAUUACUUAUGGCAAAAUGCCUUAUAGUGGUAUGACGGGUGCUCAGGUAAUCCAGAUGUUGGGUCAAAACUAUAGACUCCCUCAACCAUCUAACUGUCCAUUGCAAUUCUACAAUAUCAUGUUGGAGUGCUGGAAUGCAGAGCCUAAGGACCGGCCAACAUUUGAGACACUGCACUGGAAAUUUGAGGAUUAUUUUGUAACAGAUUCUUCAUAUUCAGAUACAAAUAACUUUCUAUGAUGAACACUGAAGAGGAAGAACAAAUAAUGAAGCAGCAAUAAAACCCAAUAAUCAGUUCAGCAAUACAAUCAUAUUAACCAGCUGUAAAAAUGAAUUUCUCUUCACAUAUUCAAGUAAUAAGGUAAACUUGGCCACAUAAUAUAUAAAAGAUUAAAUGUACAUUUUACCAACUGGGCAAUACUGAAGGACAGUAUAAGAUGAAAUAUCAUCUCCCCACUGCCUGGCCAAAUCAAACGUACUAAACAGAGUUAUUUUUCUUUUUAAAAGAGACUUACAUUUCUAUUUAUUGUUUGAAAUGCCGAUCAAGAGGAUCAACAGAUGAUACUCAAUUUUUACUCAGUGACUGUUGUAGCAUUUUCCUGUUUACUGAUUAAAGUGGUUAUUCAUUAUUCCUUGGAUUGCUGAAUCCCAUCAGGCUGUUAUUAUGAAGGAAUCUGAUUGCUUUUCUGCACAGCAGGACCUGUGCUUUGAGAUUUUUUUUUUUCUCAUUUAAAAUAUCCUGUAACUACAAUGAUGGCAAAGCCAUGUUAAAUGACUUGAUUGUACUUGGAGUAAUUGCACAUAUUUUUUUCCCAUGCAUAAAAAAAUGAAGCAGCUGUUGAGAAAAAGAAUUAAAAUUUCCCUCAUUUUGUAGAAGGAAAUGAUGGAAUUUUUCUAUACCUCAAUGUGUGUCAUCUGAGAUUCAUCUACAUUAGUUUUAGGCUCUUAAUGUUAAGAAUCAGAUUGCAAAGCUGAUGAGUUAUUAUCUAUGGAAAUAUGCAAGAAACAUCUAAUAGCCUGCAAGAUCUGAGAAAUAAGUAUCAAAAUAGUUUAGGAAAAUGAGAGAUCAGUAGGAUUGCUUUAUGACCUAGGAUUCUGAAUAAUUAAAAAAAUAUAUACUUUUGGCAUAUAGGCCAGAUUUUCAAACUGACUACAAAACGGGUCAAAUUCUGCUUCAGAUCUAGAAAAUAAAGAAUAAGGAAUAAUAAGGUUUCAUAACCUUGGUUUUAACACUGUAUUUUUUGUCUGGUUAGGCCAAAAGGGUUUUUUACUCAUCUUAAGCUUUAAUUAACCUUUGCAAGAAUCUUAUUUCUUUUAAGCAGUUGGUUUAUCAAGUUUUGUGCCUCAUUAGAUAAGUAUAGAGAGUCCUCAAAGAAAUAUAUGAAAAGCUCUUUUAAUGUAAAGCAAUAUGAAUGAAACAAUUCAUAAGAAAAUUUUGAGUACAUUGAGAAUAUUUUGAGUAUAUUCUCUCAUCUUUCUUUAAAGGGAAGGAAGAGCAUUUCUAAGCAGUUACAGAAGCCCCAACACAAUGUAGAUUAAGCACUAAGUAAAUCUCUAACUCUCUAAUUGGAAGACAGAAGUUGUUAAAAAGGAGAUAACAGGCCCCAGAUGGGGAGUCGCUUGUGCUAAGCCCCAUGUCAGCAAACCUAGACCUAACACUUACCCUAAUUGCAGUUUCAGUCUCUCCCAAGAAUGUAGCCUUUAACCAACCA
Molecule: messenger RNA, 3030 nt
Organism: Dama dama (fallow deer)
Lineage: Eukaryota; Metazoa; Chordata; Mammalia; Artiodactyla; Cervidae
Gene: FRK
Product: fyn related Src family tyrosine kinase
Exons: 8
Coding region: 14-1558 (514 amino acids)
Biological process (GO): innate immune response; cell surface receptor protein tyrosine kinase signaling pathway; cell differentiation
Cellular component (GO): extrinsic component of cytoplasmic side of plasma membrane
Molecular function (GO): non-membrane spanning protein tyrosine kinase activity; ATP binding; signaling receptor binding
Source: RefSeq, a predicted model, not a curated record